Messenger RNA from Cynara cardunculus var. scolymus (artichoke), 2067 nucleotides. Its product is annotated as protein RBL. Gene Ontology annotation, cellular component: Set1C/COMPASS complex. Lineage: Eukaryota; Viridiplantae; Streptophyta; Magnoliopsida; Asterales; Asteraceae. Gene Ontology annotation, molecular function: protein binding. The record is from RefSeq and is a predicted model, not a curated record. The coding region runs from base 310 to 2004 and encodes 564 amino acids. The transcript has 5 exons.
GCGCCCAAAUCAGCUUCAACCGAUAAAAAGUUCGAUUACCUCUUCACCGCUAUCUCUCCCGUCGACGACUCUUUCCUUCCCCGGAGCUUCGAACAAAGCCAAACCCCUCUUUUUAAUUCCUUCGGUGAUGCCCUAGUUGAAGAUCUUCCGCUGCACUGCAUUAGGGUUCUUCAGUUAACCUACUACUUACCCACCAACUCAAUUUCAAGCCCUUGUCCUUCCCUUAAACACGGAAGCUUCCCCUCCUGCAUCUACAUCUUCGAUGCAGGCUGAAAACUCAUUUCAUAUCAGCUAAUUGACACGCACGCCAUGAAUGCCCCAAUUAUAGAUCCGUUGCAGGGGGAUUUUCCAGAAGUGAUAGAAGAGUAUUUGGAACAUGGUAUCAUGAAAUGCAUUUCUUUUAAUCGUCGUGGCACUCUUCUUGCUGCUGGGUGUUCCGAUGGAAGCUGUGUUGUCUGGGACUUUGAGACCAGAGGAAUUGCAAAAGAACUCAGGGAUAAGGACUGUGUUGCUGCCAUAACUAGCGUUUGCUGGUCAAAAAACGGUCAUCAAAUACUUGUUUCAGCUGCCGAUAAGUCAUUGUGUCUAUGGGACGUUGUGAAGGGAGAGAAGAUCUUCCGAACAACAGUGCAUCAAACCCCGUUACAAGCUCGUUUACAUCCGGGUGGUGGCUCUUCAGAAUCAACUCUUUGUCUAGUUUGUCCUUUCUCGUCUGCGCCCAUGAUCGUUGAUUUGCGCAACGAAACCACAACUAUGCUCCCAAUAUCAUUGUCUGACAAAGGCAGUGGACUCGCCCCUCCAUCACGCAACAAAUUUUCAGAUGGAGCGGCCCAUUUUACACCAACAGCAGCCUGCUUCAAUAAGUAUGGGGAUCUGGUUUAUGUGGGGAAUUCGGUAGGGGAAAUUCUUAUAAUCAAUCACAAAGACAAUCGGGUUCGUGGUGUUGUCCCAAUUUCCGGCAAUGCAGUGAUAAAGACUAUAGUAUUCAGUAGAGAUGGGCGCUACCUUCUUACAAACUCAAGUGACCGUACAAUAAGGAUAUAUGACAAUCUUUUGCCCUUGAAAGAUUCACUCAAAGCUCUUGAUGAAAUACAUGAGCCCACAAAUGAGGUUGAAACGUUAAAGGCAGUCGGUUUGAAAUGUUUGUCGCUCUUUCGGGAGUUUCAAGAUUCCAUCACCAGAGUUCACUGGAAAGCACCGUGUUUUAGUGGCGAUGGUGAGUGGGUCGUUGGCGGUUCUGCUAGUAAAGGCGAGCACAAAAUAUACAUUUGGGAUAGGGCUGGGCAUCUUGUGAAAAUUCUUGAAGGUCCAAAGGAAGCAUUGAUGGAUUUGGCGUGGCACCCUGUUCACCCAAUAGUUGUUUCUGUGUCAUUGGCCGGUUUAGUUUACAUUUGGGCCAAAGAUUACACCGAGAAUUGGAGUGCAUUUGCACCGGAUUUUAAGGAACUUGAGGAAAACGAGGAGUAUGUGGAACGAGAAGAUGAGUUUGAUUUGAUGCCCGAAAGUGAAAAGGUGAAAGAAUCGGAAACAAAUGAAGAUGAUGAAGUUGAUAUUAUAACCGUGGAGAAGGAUUCAGCAUUUAGCGAUUCAGAUAUCUCGCAGGAUGAACUAUGCUUCUUGCCUGCAGAUCCGUGUCCUGAUGUUCCCGAGCAGGAUAAACACGCUGGAAGUACUUCAAAACUAGGUGAUAGCAAGAACUCUGAUUCCCCACUUUCAGAAGAGACGGCAGUCGAUGGCCGGGCAAUGAACCAUGAUUCCAAUCAAAUCGAAGGACUGGAGAAUUCUGGUGCUGAAGAUACGGCAGGGGUGACGCACUUGAAAAGAAGGCGAAAGCCGUCCGAGAAGGUGUUGGAACUGCAGCAGGCACAGAAGGUUAGGAAACCGUUACAGAAAGCGAAAGCCGCAGCUUCUUCAGGUAAAUCUUCAAAAACCAAAACUAAAUUUGGGAUUGAACAAGAACAUGAUAUGAAUCAUUUUGCAGAUGAGAAUGGGAUUGAUGAUUAGCUGACCCUUAUUGUACUAGUUUAAAGAUUGAAAGUAUUUAUUGACAUUUAAAGUUUUUCUCCA